GGCGCAGCGCAAUGACGUCAAUUACAGUCGACGGCGCUGCUCUUUAUUGUGUUUACUAGCCGUCGAGAUCGUCUAAAGAUGGAUUAAAUAUGUACUAGCAAAUUAUUUGAUCAGUUCUUUAUAAUAUUAUGGACUGGUCGAUGAUUUAGCGGAGUUUUGGUGACUCUGAUUUCUGCAAAAAUGAACAAAGGUUGGCUUGAGUUAGAAAGUGACCCGGGGUUGUUCACACUCUUGGUGGAGGACUUUGGUGUGAAGGGCGUUCAGGUGGAGGAGAUCUAUGAUCUUCAGAGCAAAUGUCAAAGUCCUGUGUAUGGCUUCAUCUUCCUCUUUAAGUGGAUCGAGGAGCGAAGAUCUCGGCGUAAAGUCUCCACGCUGGUGGACGAAACCUCCGUUAUCGAUGACGAGAUUGUUAACGACAUGUUUUUUGCUCACCAAUUGAUACCGAACUCCUGUGCUACUCACGCUCUUCUGAGUGUGCUUCUGAACUGCAGCGGCGUGGAGCUGGGAAACACUCUGAGCCGCAUGAAGGCUUUCACCAAGGGCUUCAGUCCUGAGAGUAAAGGUUACGCCAUUGGAAAUGCCCCUGAGCUGGCGAAAGCACACAACAGCCAUGCCAGACCGGAGCCACGGCACCUGCCGGAGAAACAGAACGGCAUCAGCGCCGUGAGAACGAUGGAGGCGUUUCACUUCGUCAGUUACGUGCCAAUCAAAGACCGGCUGUUUGAACUGGAUGGGCUGAAGGCGUAUCCCAUCGACCACGGGCCGUGGGGUGAAGACGAAGAGUGGACCGAUAAAGCCAGACGGGUCAUAAUGGAGCGAAUAGGACUGGCCACUGCUGGAGAGCCCUACCAUGACAUCCGCUUCAAUCUCAUGGCGGUUGUUCCAGAUCGCAGGAUAAAAUACGAGUCCAGGCUUGACGUCCUGAAGAGGAACAGGCAGAUUAUUCUAGAAGGGCUCCAGCAGGUUAGAGAGAAAAAAGUCAUUCGAAUAACCCAACAAGAAUCAGGUCAGGAUCGUAAGCAACAGGACUCCUCCUCUUCAGAAGACACCCCCCCUGCUAUUAAAAAGGAGGAAGGGCAAGACACACCAAUACCUUUGGGUGCCGAGCAGGCCACACCCACAGAAACUCAAGAAGGUGCUGUUGCUCUACCAAGUCCCGCUGGAAAAGUCAGACCCAUGGCUAAACCUGCCACCGUGCCAACAGCGGGCGCUCCGCCACCAGCCCCUCUACCUGUUCCCAGCCCCAACCCCAUCGUCCAGCGUCUGCCAGCAUUCCUGGACAACCACAACUACGCCAAGUCCCCCAUGCAGGAAGAAGAGGAUCUCGCUGCGGGUGUGGGACGCUCACGCUUACCUGGCCCCCCUCAGCCCCCUUAUUCUGAUGACGAGGAUGACUAUGAUGACGAAGAGGAGGAGUGUAGCACUACAGAUGCCACAAGCAGCAGGGUCCGAAGAAAGGUGGGUCUACGUGCACGUACCAUGGGACGCAGUGGAGUGGCCGGGGUUGCGGCAAUGGAGGGUCAGCUAGCACUCAGCGUUUUAGCUGAGAAACUCAAGAAGGAGGUCCAGAGGAAGGACGCCAUGGCCACAACAGGAUCCACACCUCUGAAUGUACGUACCGAGGGUCGCACGGGCGGGAUCAGCAUCACCUCGGCCUGCCAGCCUUCGCCCACACCCAGUAACGAAAGCACAGACACUGCCUCAGAGAUCGGCAGUGCGUUCAACUCACCGCUGCGCUCACCCGCACGGUCGCAAGCAGCUACGCGUCCCUCCAGCCCCGUGGCGGCACACUUGAGCCGUGUGCUGUUCGGAGAAGAGGAGGGGCUGCUCCGGUUAGAUGCCCGACACAAUCGAGCCGUCCGAGACUUGGGGGCACUAGUGAGCUCCACACUUUUGCAACUGCAAGAAGAUGGCGUCUUGUUUGCCCUGCCACCUAUAGAAAUUAUGGAGGGGUUGAAGAAAUCAGAUAGUGUGGAGAAGAAAGAGAAGGAAGAGGCGACCUGUCCAGGAGGAGAGGAGGAGGUCAAGGAGGGACCAUCGGUGGAGAUGAAACAGGAGGAUGUCAAAGAGUCAGUCGACGUCAAAUCUGACAAGGAGAACCUGCCGUCCAUUGACGCCACCACUGAGACCAGCACCAAACCUCCUGGAGAGAAAUACACUCCUAAAGAGAUGCUGGCCUUGUUGAAGUACGUGGAAGCAGACAUCACCAACUACGAAGUGUGUCUGAAAGAAGAAGUGGAGAAAAGGAAAAAGUACAAGAUCGAUGACCAGAGGAGGACUCAUAACUACGACGAGUUCAUCUGCACCUUCAUAUCAAUGCUGGCACAAGAAGGCAUGUUAGCGAGUCUGGUGGAGCAGAACAUCUCUGUGCGUCGCCGACAGGGCGUAAGCAUCGGCCGGCUCCACAAACAACGCAAACCCGACCGGCGGAAACGCUCACGGCCGUACAAAGCCAAGCGCCAAUAAAGUACAGAAUGGCAGCAACUCGAAGGCGCAAUCUUUCCGAGACAUUGUCCAGACACAUUUCUAAAGACAAACAACAAUAACAAACACCUCAUUGACAGUGUUAGUGAUGAUAUCAAUUCAAAUAUUGUUUUUUAACCUCAUUAUGAACUGCCCACAUCCAUAGUACACCACCACUUCCAAAGCAAACUCGUGAUGCUCAGAAUAUGUUUAGAGAUACUGAACCUUUUGUCAUGUUGCCAUAUGGAAUCCUUACUUAGUACUGUACCAAGCUAAUCAUAAAAACAAAAAUCAUUGCAGCAACAUAUUGGGAAAACAACUGUUAGUGCCAUUGAGUAUCGGGGCUGGAGUGAUUCAGGCUUUAAAAUCCAAAGAUUCCAAGGAAUCUAAUCUCCAGACAUCCCAAAUAUCCAGUCAAAGUGCUACCAAAGAUAACAGCGCUCCAGAUUCACUCAAACAGUGCUGGGUAUGUCUAUUGUUACCAAAUGGACCAAUCGCCAAUCUGGAUGGGAUUCUAGAGGUGUGUUAACCGCCGUUCUGGGAUCAAAUAUUCGAUAUUCAGUAAUUGUGUUGAUAAGAAUACUAGACAAAAAGGAUCCAAUAUUGGCACUGUCACUUUGGGAUAUUUUAAGAUUGUAAACUUGAGUUGGUUUGUGAAUGUGUAUUGGUUCAUUUCAUAGAAAUCAUCACUGUAAGAGUAAAAGAAGAAAUUGUUUUGAUUAUAUAUAAAUGUUCUUCGCAAAUUUCUUUUUGUUGGUAAGCGGUAGACCAGUGGGUUUUGUAACAGAUAUGUUCUGUUUGUUUGUACAUAUGUAUUUGUGUUAUUUUAUGUCUAAACAAGACUGUCAGAUCCAGACAUUAAAAUAAAUGUUUUGAAUUACA
Messenger RNA from Megalobrama amblycephala (Wuchang bream), 3345 nucleotides. It is a transcript of the gene bap1, whose product is annotated as BRCA1 associated protein-1 (ubiquitin carboxy-terminal hydrolase). Bases 181 to 2466 code for a protein of 761 amino acids. The record is from RefSeq and is a predicted model, not a curated record. NCBI's taxonomy places the organism in Eukaryota, Metazoa, Chordata, Actinopteri, Cypriniformes, Xenocyprididae. Gene Ontology annotation, cellular component: cytoplasm. The transcript is spliced from 17 exons. Gene Ontology annotation, biological process: ubiquitin-dependent protein catabolic process; protein deubiquitination. Gene Ontology annotation, molecular function: cysteine-type deubiquitinase activity.